AAAGUUAUUUACAUUUUUUCUUUGUUUGGGGGGGUUUAAGCAUAGUUUGUUUGAUAGUCAUGAACGUAACAAAGGAGGAUAUGGUUGUUUAAGUCUAACAGAGAUCAUUUUGUAUUACAUUUCUGCCUCCGUACUCUAUCCACCAUGUUUUUUUCCCUUCUCACUGUAACAGUAAUAUCCUCGAGUUUCAUGAAAGCUUUUUUGGUUCAGAGCACACACAAACAGUUAAACUAGAGGGGGAGAGUUCUGACAGAGGUUAUUGUCCUCGGCUCAGCAGGGAAUUUCAGACAAAUCCCUCUUAGAUGCAGGUGGUCGGGCACAAGCAAAGAGUUAAGUCCAGCGGUCCCAUUGCCCCUCCUCUUUGAUGUUCUGACAUCAUUUGUCCAGCCCCCCGAAAGAUCUCCUUACUUUCCUCAGAGCGCGUCACUUCUACUCUGGAAUGUUUACAGGAACUUCAUGAGCAGCAUCAGGACCAAGUUUUUAUCAGAGGAAAAAGGGCAUGCUGUGAAGAAAUUUUGGGUUCAAGGAUCACAGUGGAUGCCACAGGUGUAGCUGCUGGGCUCAACAGAGUAAUGGCUGUUCAGACUGCAAUCAUGAACCCUCAGUUCAUGAAUUUCUGCUUCCCUGGCUCUGUGAUGGAGUAUGAUGUGGAAAAAAGUCUUGAUGGAAGUCUCCUGGGUGAGACAGAAAAUGAUGAGGACUACAAAGAGACGACGAGGGAUUUGUUGAGUUUCAUAGACUCAGCCUCCAGCAAUAUCAAGCUAGCUCUGGACAAGCCAGUGAAAUCUAAAAGGAAAGUCAACCACCGGAAGUAUCUGCAAAAGCAGAUCAAAAGGUGCACUGGCAUUAUAACACCAGGAAAUGCUGCAGAGGCCCCAGUAAAAAGACAGGGUUCUCCACUGACUCAGCCAAGCACUUUGCAGAGCAAAACUCUACCUAAGCGUGAUGGUGUUCAGGCCAACUUGCAGAGCAAAAGCUUGGCAGCUCUCUUCAGCCCUGUGAAGGAUAUAAGGGGUGAAAAACCCAAGAAACCACCGCUGAGGCAUCGCAACCUGCCCCCUUCUUUCUUUACCGAGCCUGCUAAUUGCUCCAAAGUCAGUUCAACAUCUGGAAUGACGCUGAAGGACUUGGAGCGAGGCAAUCCAGAGGCUACAGAGUUCUUUGAGCUCUUGGGGCCCGAUUACUGCAACAUGGUCAGCGAUCAGGAUAUUUAUCAAGGCAUGCCUCUCCGGGUGCAGCCAGAGUUGGGAGGGCCAGAUCCAGCUUCCUACGAUACUCAUCAUUUAGUUGGUGGCCUCCUCUACUCGGAACCCUGGACUAGCUGCUCAGGACCCUCUAAAAAAGUAGGGGAGAGUAUGCGUACAGGCCCAGCCCAGCCUCCUGUCUACUGUCAGUCUGAGGGUGCUACGGGGCCCAUAGAAGACAAUGCGCUGUGCACUUUAGCCUUUCCAAACUUCUUCGCAGACUGCCCCAUACCUCAGGUCACCUACGAUUUAACUGGUGGUUAUAACAGGGCUAAUUAUUCAUCUCUAUGAGAGGCUGACAAUUCUUUUGGCUUAUAAUAUGCAGAUAAUUAUGUUUAACAGUAGUUUAUCAUAUCAGGUUUGUUGUGAAAGCAGUGUUGCAACUGGAAAACAUGUAGUAUCAUCCCUACUCAACAAAGUGUGUCAUGCAUUUACUUCCGGAAAAAAAAGUAACUGGAUACCAAGUGCUUCUUCCACUCAUAGUUUUUCCACUUGUGAUAAAAAGCUUCACACAUGUAUAUGAUUGCGUCUCUCUCAGGCAAUUUAUAUUGCAAUCGAUGAAAAUGCAUUUGAUUCUGGCUAUGCUGUUGCUUUAGUUAAGUUGUCCACUUGAGAAUGUGCAAAUCAGACUACAGAUUAUAACAUUUAUAUAUUUUACAAAAAUAAUCACACAAGCAGCACAAAUACUUGUUGGUUUAGUCCACAAAGCAUCUCUUUUUGUUUUUUUUUUUAUAUAUCAUAGGACUGUUUGACAAAACAAAUGGAGCACUUUUCCUGCUAGUAACAUUUCUGUGCAGCAACAUAAAAGGGACUACUAAUUUUAAUUUUAAUUUUCAAACAGUAAUGUCUGAUGCCGUGUUUGCUUGAUGAAGUUUUAUAGCUCUGAAGUUAUUUUCAGCUGGAAGAAUUUCACUUGUGCCCUUUUGUCUGUGGAAAAGCCUUUAAUGUAUCUAGCUAUUGUAAUAAGAGGAAAUAAAGCUGGCCUUUAUUACUGUGUCUGGUUGUGCUCAUUGUGGAAGGCGAGGUUUAAUUAUCAUGAAGAAAUGAGGAUACAAAGCAGAAAACGUCCAUGACUGAAGAUGUAUGUUUGUAAAAUAUAACAGAGUUAAUCUGUAUAAAAAUACACACACUUUGCUGCAUGGUGCAUUUUUACAAUUCUUCUGGGGCAGAUGCUUGGAAAAACUAUGUGCUACAUUUUGUUGACAGAAAAUAAUAAAACCUAUGAAAAGCUUCACUUUACCUUUGUGAUUUUGAAGUUAACACAAUUACAUUGAUUACUUUGCACUACCACUGCACUGGAACAUUAGGUGGAAAAAUAUCUAAAUAUUGUCAUUUUGCCCAUAUGUUUAGUUCAAGUUGACUGGCGAUUUAAUCUUGAAACCCUUUAAAGCAUAACCUUUGCACAGGAGGUCUC
Molecule: messenger RNA, 2658 nt
Organism: Haplochromis burtoni (Burton's mouthbrooder)
Lineage: Eukaryota; Metazoa; Chordata; Actinopteri; Cichliformes; Cichlidae
Product: protein FAM181B
Exons: 1
Coding region: 573-1535 (320 amino acids)
Source: RefSeq, a predicted model, not a curated record